Molecule: messenger RNA, 1290 nt
Organism: Uranotaenia lowii
Lineage: Eukaryota; Metazoa; Arthropoda; Insecta; Diptera; Culicidae
Gene: dimm
Product: protein dimmed
Exons: 4
Coding region: 238-1290 (350 amino acids)
Molecular function (GO): protein dimerization activity
Source: RefSeq, a predicted model, not a curated record
GAGUAAUCCGAAAACCGGAAAAGGGCCAACGAUGGAAAUGGAAAAGGUCUGCUGCUGGACCAUUUGAGAGGUCAAACCAAUCAGUUGAGUGUCUCGAAAAAACAAUCCUGGCAUACGAAAGACUAGACUAGAAUAAAAACGAACACAAGUUAAUCGAUUCCAAGUAUCGAAAACACAGUGAUUUAAGAAGGUGAUCUAUUGUUGAGACGGAUUAAAGCGUUGCUUGUGGUUGAAAAAAUGAGAUCAGACCUGGUGGACGACCGGAAUAUCCUGCAGAUAGCGGCAGCCGAAAUAGCCGAAUCAUCCGAUACCAGUGGCUUUUUCGAAAUUACCAGCAACGGUUCCAAUGGCAACAAUGGUAAUCGGUCCGACGAUCUGCUGCAAAUCCCGCACGAUUUCCUGAACGGCCAACGAAGCACCUCGAGACCGAAAAGAUCCGCCCGCAGACUGCAAACGGAAUCAGCGCUGGAUCCGGACAUGACGGAUUCCAGUUCCCAGAGCGAUGACACCAGCUGCGGAAGCAGUCGCAACGGAAGUCGCGGAGGCAGCAGCAGCAGCCGCAAUGCCUACUCGCAAAACAAUGGCAACAACAAUAACGGCAGCUCAUCGGCAAGCUCCCGCCGAAGGAAAGGAGUGCUCAACGCCAAGGAACGGAACCUGCGACGGCUGGAAAGCAACGAACGGGAACGGAUGCGAAUGCACAGCUUGAACGAUGCAUUUCAGUCACUGCGAGAGGUCAUUCCACACGUCAAGAAGGAGCGCCGUCUAUCCAAGAUUGAAACGCUAACCCUGGCCAAGAACUACAUCACCGCCUUAACGGACGUAAUCAUCGUGAUGCGCGGCGAUGGGGACAACAGCUCGGCCACCUCGGUGUCAGCAACGAUUUCCACAACGAGCAGUCCUGUCGUUUCGAUAGCGUCUUCAGCACUGCACCAGCCCAGCAUCUCCAAGGCGGAAGUCGAAGUUUGCACCCGGCAGCAGAGGUUGUCUCAUACAGCUUCCACCCAACAUCAGCUUCAGCUUCCUCCCAUCCAUCAUCUGCAGCAUCUUCAGCAUCAGCACCUGGUAGCAGUGACGGCGACGGCGGCUGAUCCGAUUUCCGUCAAUAUAUCCGCCCUUGACGAGCUCAACGAUGGUAUCAGCAGCCACCAUCAGCAUCAGCAUCUGCAUCAUUCCACCAGCAAUGGCCACAUCGAACAACAGCAACGGAAGCACCGGCAACACAACAAACAGCAGCAGCAACAGCAACAACAAUCAUCAUCAGGACAACAACAACAGCACUGCAAGUAG